Molecule: messenger RNA, 9128 nt
Organism: Cheilinus undulatus (humphead wrasse)
Lineage: Eukaryota; Metazoa; Chordata; Actinopteri; Labriformes; Labridae
Product: ribosomal protein S6 kinase beta-2-like
Exons: 16
Coding region: 179-1591 (470 amino acids)
Biological process (GO): protein phosphorylation; signal transduction
Molecular function (GO): ATP binding; protein serine/threonine kinase activity
Source: RefSeq, a predicted model, not a curated record
AACAACACCGCGGAACGUUCAUGCUGUCCGGAGCACUAUGAAGGGGACCUAGGCUGUCCUGUGUGUUAACUAGCUGAUUUGUUUCCGUAAACGGGUAACAAAAGCAGCGACAGUCAUUUUUUAUGACUGUUUUUGUCUUAAUAAAAGAGGAGCCAACUGAUGAAGGAGCGUUAGCAGCAUGGCGGGAGUUUUCGACAUAGAUCUGGAGACUGAGGACAUCAGUGAUACAGAGGAGGAUGUCUGUGACUUCACAGUGACAGAGCCAGAGAAUGUUCAGACGGAGGAGGUGGAGCUGACAAGUGAAAGUGUCAACAGAGACAGUGAGAGAGUCGGACCUGACUGCUUUGAGCUCCUCACUGUGCUGGGAAAAGGAGCCUAUGGAAAGGUAUUCCAGGUGAGGAAGGUUCAAGGGGCUCAGACAGGGAAGAUAUUCGCCAUGAAGGUCCUGAAAAAGGCUAAGAUAGUGUGCAAUGCUAAAGACACGGCACAUACACGAGCCGAGCGGGAGAUUCUGGAGACAGUGAGACACCCGUUCAUCGUGGAUCUGCUCUAUGCCUUCCAGACUGGAGGAAAACUUUACCUCAUACUGGAGUGUCUGAGCGGAGGGGAAUUGUUCAUGCAGCUAGAGAAAGAAGGCAUCUUCAUGGAGGACACUGCAAGUUUCUAUCUAGGAGAGAUCACACUGGCCCUUGGUCACCUCCACUCAAAUGGGAUCAUUUACCGGGACCUCAAACCUGAAAACAUCAUGCUUAAUCAUCAAGGACACAUCAAGCUGACGGACUUUGGCCUCUGUAAGGAAUCGAUUCAUGAUGGAACGGUCACUCACACCUUCUGUGGCACUAUUGAGUACAUGGCUCCAGAGAUCCUAACCAGGUCCGGUCACAACAGAGCUGUAGACUGGUGGAGCCUUGGGGCCCUUAUGUAUGAUAUGAUGACUGGAUCGCCUCCAUUCACAGCUGAAAACAGAAAGAAGACCAUUGACAAGAUUUUAAAGUGCAAACUCAAUCUUCCGCCGUACCUGACCAUCGACGCCCGGGACCUCAUCAAGAAGCUGCUGAAGAAGAACCCAGCCCAAAGACUCGGCUCCAGUAAAGCAGACUGUGCUGAUAUCCAGAAACAUCCAUUCUUUAGACACAUCAGCUGGGAUGACCUGCUCAGCAAAAGGAUGGAGCCUCCAUACAAACCACAGCUGCACUCUGAUGAGGAUGUGAGCCAGUUUGACACCAGAUUCACCCGGCAGACACCCGUGGACAGUCCAGAUGAUACAACACUCAGCCACAGUGCAGAGCUCGCCUUCGCUGGUUUCACCUAUGUGGCCCCUUCGGUCCUGGAAAGUCUAAAGGAAGGUUUCUCAUUCGAACCUCGGUCACGACCCAUACGCCGACACAACAGCAGCCCACGCACACCCAUCAGCCCUCUGAAAUUUUCACCAGCUGGACCUUUCAAGUCAAGCAUUGACGGAGAGCCAGACCUUUUCUCUCCGACCUCUCCACCAGCUGCUCCGGUUCACGUUCCUGUGGAAAACGGAGCCGCCAGUCAGCCGAUCAGGACGCCGGCAAGGAACAAGAAGCAGAAGGGACAUCGCAGAUGAGGAGGAGACUUUGUUCAGGUUUUUAUAGGACGAGUGUGGAUGCACAGAGUUAAAGGUGUGGUUAGUGCAGAUGUCAUGAUUGUUUGAAGUGGUUUAGUAGUCGGUUUAACUCUGGGUCAUUCUUUUCACGACUUCUGUUCGUCAUACAACACCCACUCACUGGAUCAACUGCAUAUUUUCAAGCUUUUACUGUCAAAGGAGGCUUUUCACUUCCAUGUGUUUUGAAAAGUGGCACAACCUUUGUCAUCUUAAUGAUUUAGAGUGCUGAAAGGUACCAAAAGCUCUUUAAAAAAAAUCCAACCUUCACUUAAACAAAAUCUGCCAUGAAAGGGAGAAAAAGUACUUUUUAAAUUGCACGGAUGAUUUUGCAAUUAUAACAGUGUGCAGGGUUUGCUUGCUGCUUUUGAUGAUGAAAAAACAAAAAAGUUCCCACUAUUAGGUGCCAAGAGCUUCUUUAUUAUUUGCAGUGGUAUCUCUAUUGACUGAUUUUCACUGGGAUCAUAUGAAGGUAUAAAACUCUGAUAUUGUGACCACUCUUCUGAAGAUAGAUCUUCAUUUACCUCUUCUCUUGGACAUCACAACAAAUCAUAAAGCUUUAAUUUAUAUCUUCUACACUGCGCUUCUAGUUUACACUGUUGUUAAUGGAUAUGUGAAACAAUCACUUGUAUAAUAAUGUUUUCUACGAAUAGCACUUUUCAACAUCAACCUUCCUGAAUCUCAUCCUAAAGUCAAGGUCGGGUAAAUGAUUGAUUGGUAACAGUGUUUCAUUUUACAUGUACAUGCUGUGGCAGUUACAGCAAAGGGAACCUGAUAUGAAGCUUUUUUGGGGUGGUUAAUUAGUUCAUCAGCUUUUAAUGAGUUCAUCAAAGUUUGUGCAUGGAGGUCGCCUAUCACAGGCUGACAUUUUAAUUAGAGAACUGAUGAAGGACCACUUUAUUGAGGCCCUGAUUUCUUUUCCAUUAAGGUUGAACUGUGAAACUGACCUUCAGCCAUCAGGUUAUCAGAAAAGUUUCAACUACACAGAAUAUUCAGGGAUUGUGGUAAAGUUAGGGAUGCACAUUAUUGUCAGCAUCAUAUCAUUAUUAGCAGAUAUUUUCUGUAAAGUUAAUUAUUGCUGUCAGCAGAUCUGAAAAUUGUAGCCAAUAUUAACAGCUGAUAUAUUUGCUGUGAAUAUCAGUAGUAUGUAGAAAUAAAAUUGUGGAGUUUUAGAAUGGACCAGCAGGCUUAUGUCAGCUUAAGUCUUUUUCUUUGUUCAUCCUCAUUCCUGAAUUUUAAAGUGCAUUUUAAGGACUGAAGUCUUAGGCCUUAACUACAUUUAGAUAUCAGUAUUAUUAGCAAUAUCAGUAUCCAUAUCAGCUGAAGUGAAUUUGUAGAUAUAUAUCUGCAAAAAUCCAAUAGUGUGCAUCCCUAGAUAUUUUAAAACCAGUGUGUUUUAUGUAUUUCAAUGACAAAAUACCUUAAUGGAUAAAUUUUUCCUAUUUCAUUAGAGAGCUGCUUAUGAGAUGGCUGCUUUCACCCCUUGCCUAUCUGGCUACACUACAAGUUUGCCAGUUUUAGCAGAAAAAAGGGUCUGCUUUGCUCAUGAUAAGUUAAAGAGCAUAAGUUCUUGGUGUGGCCCUCAUUAUUCACUUUUUUAGUAACUCAGUUAUCAUGUUUAUUUAUGUCCACAUAGUUUUAUUUUUCUCUAAUUUAUAAAUAUAUAUAAUAAACAGUCACGUGCACAAGUUUUAGGCAUGUAUAGCACGAAUGAUUCAUCAAGGGGCCAGUGUGCCACAACCUAGGGCUCCAGUGAGGGGGGGGGGCGGCCAGAGUCGAGCUCGUCGGCAUCUAUUUUGAUCCUUGGUAAUACGUCAAGGGGCUGGUGGUUUUCAGGCCCUUGGGACAUCCAGCAUGACCAGGGGCUCAUGGCAACCCUGCCUGCUCAGAUGGUACCCUAGACCAGCAGUUCUCAAGUGGUCCAGGACCCACAAGUCUGUUUUACAACAGAUCACGACCCUAGUUUCCAAAACAUUUUCGACAGCGCAUGUUUAACUAAUGGAAUAUGUUGCCAUUUGGAGCAUGACUGGACCAAAACACCUCAUAUAAAAAAGAAAAAGGACAAAACUGACAAAUUUUAUACCCUCAUUUCCCAUCAUUAUGUGUCAAUUUUUGCCAUUUUUUCUAGAGAACCCGUGAAAUUACUUCAUUAUCAUGGGAAAAGUAGCCGUUUAUUGCAAGAAGAGGAGAUAAACUAGUUGAAAUAUUGAUCAAACUUUCAAAUUGAAUUUCACAGUGAAACAGGGUAAAUUAAAAGGUAUGGAUGCAUGUUCAAUAAGGACUUCAGGACUUUUCACACCAUUUUUUUUUUUCUGACACCGAGUCACAACCCGAUGAAAUCUGCUCCAUGACCCACUUUUGGGUCCAGACCCACCAGUUGAAAACCACUGCCCUAAACCAUUGGUUUUUAACUGGUCCACCCGUAGGAUCCACCACCGUUUCUAUGACAAAAAAUUGUGUUUGUUUGUUGCAGUAUGGACCUUAGAUGGAAAAAAACAUAUCACUAAACUAAGAGACAGGCCAAAACUUUAGGGUGACAUGUUAGUUUAGGACUACAUGUCAGCCUAAAACUUCCAGAUAUUUUGACUUUUUUUUUUUUUAUAUCCAGGAACCAGUUCACGACCCACUAGAAACAGCCCCUCAACCCACCACUUAAGAACCACUGCCCUAGACCAUGCUUACUCACCACAUCUACCUCUUACUCAUCCCUAAAGCUGUGGACUUUGUGAUUUUAUCCACAGAUUAUUCUCCCAUACUUGGGAAUAUGUGAGGACAUCCAGAGCAUGACUGGGAUUGUGUCAAUCCUCCAUCCCACCCCAUGGUGCCCUCGCACAGCUCAUUCGCCACAUCUACACCUUACUUCAGUUUCAAUCUUAGGUCCAAACAUGCCUGGAAGUUCUGCACAGUACUGCAUAUAUAUGAUGGAAGCUACAAUGACAAAUGUGCAUCCUUGUGGCAUUUUUAUCAGCGAGGAGAAGGUUAGAAAAAAAUUUCACAAAAACAAACGAUACAUGUUUAAUGAACACUGAAGGUGCAUGGUCAAUUUCACAGUUUAACCAGCCAGCUCCUCUGCAGGUUUCACAUUGCCAGUAGCUGUCACAGGGGUAUUCUGGCUUCAUUUCUGUACAAUGUAAGGGGACAGAGAAGCACUGUCCUUUUUUAUUUACAGUCAGUGGUGUUUGAAUUUAGGGGUGGGACAGUACCUACAUAUCUACUGAUUUAAUGCUACAUCACACACUAAAGUGAUGCUUCAUGAAUGUAGGACUUGAUCUUAGCAAUCAUUCAUCUUUUGGUGCCAUUCGUCUGUUUCUCAUUUCGCUGAACUUUCUUUGUGAAGAGUUUUUACAUCUACUGCCAAAGCUUAAACACAUCCUAUCCUCAUAUUGUACAAAAAGGAAAAAUCCCAGAGUGACAGAGAGUGUUUGACCACUGUAUUUAUUUAUGUGGGCACAUAAGGAAUCUCUGUGCAGCAAAGAAAAUACGACUACACAGUCACACAAACAUAAACAACCAUGGUCAAGGCUCAUCUAUGCUCUAUGUUUGAAACAGAUACGGAAAGACUUUUCAUUCUUAUUUCUCCAUGAUCUCUCAAAGCUUACAGAUACAGGCUGAAUGUUGCAAUACCACCACUAAUCAUGGGGGCAGCGUUGAGCAAUUAAGCCACCUGUUCAGCCCAGAGCAGCAAAGCACACAGAGAAGAAUGAUUUAAAAAUGGCCAAACUUCCUGAGGAAAUAUUACAGAAUCAUUUGGGAGUUGUUACAAACUAUGUACAUACAUUUGCUGUUAACUCACCUGGGCAGAGAAACAAAGGAGUUGUGGAGUUCUAUGUGAGACGGUGAUCUCAGUGGAUUAAUUUUUCAACAUCCGCCUCAAACGUGAAGGGAGCUUAAAUGAGCCUUUAGUUAAAGUAGGAUAGAGGAAGUGGUGCUCUCUCAAAAACAAUCAUAAUCUUGUAUAAAAAGGAUAUUUUUGGUUAAAGAGGUAUUACCUAUUUUUACACAAAUUCAAGUAAACAAAUACUUAAAAUCCUAUAUAUUUAAAAUGUGCUUGACUGACACCUGUUAGACAAGAUGCAGGGCAAAAUCAUUGCAUGCAAACACCAGUUCAGCACUUGAAUGUGUUACAGCAAUUCUGCGAGGUUUAUUCAAAGCCAAAAUUACUUCAGAUUUUUUUUAAAUGUGUUCUAGAUUAAGAGCAGACUUUAUCAUGGUAUUAUGUAAUAUUAUGCAUAAAACAAAAAAACAGGGAUGAGUCUUCAAGUACCAAAACACAGGGAACUCUUUAAGGCAGCAUGGAUGAAAAAAAACAACACAUUAGCAGGGAUUAUAAAUAAUAUAUGUUACUAAUUAAUUCAAGGGUUUAAAAGAGACAAAUACUUAAGUUUUUUGUUUAAUCAGUCUAUGAAUUGUAAUCAGUUAAUGUAUAUAUGUAUGUAUGUAUGUACAAUAAAAGGUAAUUUAGAUAUUUGGAUUAAAAACAGGAAACAGAUUGUUGUAAAUAACAUGGCUGAAUAAGUUGUGUUUAAGAUUGUAUACCUAAUUGUCUUUUUACUUCAUUUCCUCAACCUUUUGCCUGUGUGGAAUGAGUUGUAACAGAAAAAGAAUGUAUAUUACAUAUAUCAUAAAACUUCAAAUAUAAAAGCCGAUCCAAAUUAAAGGCCCAGUCCUGUUUAGUAGAAUGGUUUAGGUGUACAAUAACAUAAAAAAUGUCUGCAUUAGAAGGUCCUGUGCAUUUAAUGUUGGUAUAAUUUGUAGAUCAAAAACAAGGUGAAGCAGCAGGAUGCUUGGAAAAAAAACAAAGAUGAUCUUUAACAUUCACUUGUGAUUGACCUCCAAUACUAAUCAAAUACCAGUGUUGUAUUAAUGAACUGUACAGGUUCAUUGCAGAUGGUGUCACAAAGCAGCGGGGAACUCUAGAUGUGAAAAUAAAUGAAUUCUUAAGAUGCUUUUGUGUCCUUAAGAUGUAAAAUAUUUAGAAAAAGUCAAAGUAAAACAACAGCAGGCAAGAAUUAUAAAAGGCUCCGUCUAAAGCCUGGAUGAGUCGUAUCAUGCUAUGAUUGUGUAUGGUCUGUUCCUACAAAGCAGUCUGGUUUGGUUCAGUUUUGCACAUUAAACUCUGAUCUUGCUCAGCUGAUGUCCAUCCAGCCUCACUCAUUGUGACAGGAAAUCCGUUUCUGUUAAGAGAUUCAGAUCAUUUGGCUCAGCUUAGUAGAGCUGGCUGUUUGGCUGCCAAACAGCUCUUCAUUUGGUACCAGUUUGAGUUUUUAAAUGUGGAUAAAAUAACAUUAAAAAUGGAGGACAGAAAACUGGUACUCAAACAAGAGCUAGCUACAGUGGCUCACAUUAAAGAGCUGUUUUGUAGCACAAGCUCAGCUAGCCUCUUAGCUCAGUACAAGACUUCAAGACUCUUGUCUCCUUUAUCUGGAUAGACAGUGCUAGAAGGUCUAAAGGACUGAGUAAUUUGUCAUUCUGAGUGUUGCCACACCAGGUAAAUCAGUUUAACUGUGGGAAAAAUCCCUUUUUUGUAAAGUGUAGGAAUCAUACUCAAUGUAUGUAGAAAUUUUCAGAUGACAAUUGCAGCUUAGAGAUCCGUUUAGAGCUGUAAAGUACAAACUUGUCUCCACUUGUCUCUCCCCCACUUCCCACUCACCAGGAUGUCAUGGUUGCAGAUAGCCUAUUUCUCACUGUGACCAUGACACUGGGAGUCCUUUAUUUGUAAGUCUGGCUGCAGGCUAGAUGAUUUUAGAGAAGCAAACAGGCUAAGCUAACUUGCUUAGCUAUUCAAAUAUCUGUUUGUAUGUUAAAUAACCUGUUUAUUUUAUCUAAGCAUGCCUUCUAACUGUUCAUUUAAAUGUUUAGAUAUAUCUGACACAGCCAAAAUGAUCUUAUAGCACUUCAUAUUGACUUGUAAAUCAUGAUAUAUUUCUCUGAGAAUUCCACCGCAAAAGUCUAUUUUUUCAACAUACUCACGGCACAGUCCAGGUUAAAAUAUGUAUGUAGAAGUGAGGUGUAAGGCUGAACUCAGCCAUUCUUUCUGUCAUUACCCAAAUCUUAUGACAAUAGAUGAGGGCUGGGGUGAAGAUUGCAUUUUUGUAAUACAAUUUUUUGUUUGGCUUGCCUUCCCUGUUGGUUUGAACUCAUGCAUUAUCACUUGUCAGUAUGCACAAUUUUACAUUUUUUGCUUGCAAUCAUAGAAGUUCUUGGUAAAACUAGUGUGAAAUACACCCAGACUGCUUAUCCUUUGUUUGCUCCCUUCUACUAGUGCACAGCUAACAGUCAUUUAGCAUACAUAUAUUUAACAUAAGCAUAAGCUAGCAUAGACCUCAGCGGUGUACUUAAUUGGAUCCUAAUGGAUCGGCCCAUUGUUGCAGAUACCUGGUCUAACUAUCAGAGUCAGGAUUGGACCAAUAUCCAAUACCAGGGUUGGAUCAGAUCGGCCCAUCUAUACACAGCUGAAGAUGUGGUGAUAUGUUAUCACAGCUUUAAUAAGCAGGGUCUCUGGUCUAGUUUCUAUUUCAGUACAAGUUUUGUCUAAAAAUAAUUAAAGGCCUGCUUCAGACUGAUGCCUGUCCCAAAUAAAGUCAGGGUUACUUAUUGCAGUAAAUAAAAGCCCAGGCUAUUACUUGAAGUUUUAUGGUGCAUAAGCAAUACACACUGAAGAAAAAUAAUGGACUUUAACUUUGCCUUUGAUUCAGCAACCAGGAAUUGUCUAGGAGUGUAAAACCUCUGUGAAUAUUUGGUAAACAUUUCUAACACACUCUUCAAAUAUUGCAAACUUUUCUUUGAGAGAUGAAAUAUGUUGAAUGAAAAAAAAAAUGAUAGCAACAAACAACAGCAUCUUAAGAGCAUUUUAAGAGAGCUGUAUAUUUUCUAUUAACAGUUUACUCAAUAUGUAUUCUGUCAGUUUCUGUUCAUAGAAUAAUUCAAUGUUAUUUUAUUUAUUUUAUUUAAUAUAAGACACAAUAGAUCUUCAAAACUAGCUGCCUUUGUUUUUGUUAUAAAGAUGUUUGUGUAGAAAUGAGUCCAUCACAUCAUUUCUUCCCCCUCUCCCAGCAGCCAUAGUCAUCAACACUGUACAAAGAGUCUUGACUUUGGUUUAUUAGCAGACUGUAUACACUCAGUCUCUUUCUUUUAUGUUAUAAAAAUGAUAUUACUGAUAAAACUAUUAAACAGGGCUCUUCAUUUUGUUUGUUUCAACACCAGGUUCCCACUCUCAUGGUGAUAUUUACAGUCAUUGUGCACAGACAAAAGUUCAGUGUCCAGUUUUGUAAAUGUCUUUAUAAGGUCAAAAAUUAUUAAAUUAUUAAAUUAUUAAAUGAUGGAUUAAAUGCUGUGUUGAGGUGUUUUUCACCUAAAGGGUGUAAGAGGAUUUUUCAUUUUAAAUGUUUAAUUCAAUUAAUGGAUUGCAGUUUAUUUUUGUGAAGAUUUCUGUAUUUUUCUUUUUGCUUCUAUGUCUCUCUGCUCUAUGAUGAAUGUGUUUAAAAUAAAAAAAAGAAGAUAU